AUGUCGUCUUCGUCGAAAGCGAAAGCCACUGGGCCAGCGGAUGCGCCAUAUGAGCUCCCUUGGGUCGAGAAAUACCGACCCCAAGUACUGGACGAUGUGGUCGGCAAUGCGGACACGAUCGACAGGUUGAAGGUCAUCGCACGGGACGGAAACUGCCCGCAUAUCAUUAUCUCAGGAAUGCCCGGUAUCGGAAAGACAACGAGUAUACACUGUCUUGCGCAUCAGCUACUAGGUCCCGCCUACAAGGAGGGUGUUCUGGAACUGAAUGCCUCGGAUGAGAGAGGAAUUGACGUCGUCCGAAACAAGAUCAAGAACUUUGCGCAGAAGAAGGUCACCUUGCCACCAGGGCGGCACAAAAUUAUCAUCUUGGACGAGGCUGACAGCAUGACUGCAGGCGCCCAACAAGCGCUGCGACGAACUAUGGAGAUCUUCUCGAAUACCACCCGUUUCUGCCUCGCAUGCAACAUGAGCAACAAAAUCAUUGAACCUAUACAAAGUCGAUGCGCUAUUUUGCGGUACGGCAAGCUGAAGGACCAAGAGAUCCUGAAGCGCUUGCUGGAGAUUUGCGAGGCGGAGAAGGUCGAAUAUAACGACGACGGCCUCACCGCCCUCAUCUUCACCGCCGAAGGCGACAUGCGGCAAGCCAUCAACAACCUGCAAUCUACCUGGUCCGGCUUUGGCUUUGUCUCCGGCGACAACGUCUUCAAAGUUUGCGAUCAGCCGCACCCCAUCACCAUUCAGACCAUCAUCCGAUGUUGCUUGAAGGGCGAUAUUGACGGUGCGAUGGUGAAGCUGACGGAGCUGUGGGAUCAGGGGUACAGUGCGGUGGAUAUUGUAGUGACGUUGUUCAGGGUGGUGAAGAACUUUGACGAGAUUCCGGAGUACACAAAACUGGAAUAUAUCAAGGAAAUCGGCUUCACGCAUAUGCGUAUACUGGAGGGUGUAGGGACCAUUAUACAGCUGUCUGGAUUGCUUGCGCGUUUGUGUAAGAUGAACACCAAGCCAGAACUGUUGCGCGUAUGA
This is a messenger RNA of Schizophyllum commune H4-8, 1023 nucleotides long. RefSeq names its product P-loop containing nucleoside triphosphate hydrolase protein. Gene Ontology annotation, cellular component: Rad17 RFC-like complex; Elg1 RFC-like complex; DNA replication factor C complex. The transcript has 9 exons. The record is from RefSeq and is a predicted model, not a curated record. Gene Ontology annotation, biological process: DNA repair; DNA-templated DNA replication. Gene Ontology annotation, molecular function: ATP hydrolysis activity; ATP binding; DNA clamp loader activity. Bases 1 to 1023 code for a protein of 340 amino acids. NCBI's taxonomy places the organism in Eukaryota, Fungi, Basidiomycota, Agaricomycetes, Agaricales, Schizophyllaceae.